Messenger RNA from Diceros bicornis minor, 4126 nucleotides. RefSeq names its product STAG3 cohesin complex component (gene STAG3). The transcript is spliced from 33 exons. NCBI's taxonomy places the organism in Eukaryota, Metazoa, Chordata, Mammalia, Perissodactyla, Rhinocerotidae. The record is from RefSeq and is a predicted model, not a curated record. Gene Ontology annotation, molecular function: chromatin binding. Gene Ontology annotation, cellular component: chromatin; nucleus; cohesin complex. Gene Ontology annotation, biological process: sister chromatid cohesion. The coding region runs from base 1 to 3711 and encodes 1236 amino acids.
AUGCCUACCCUGCGGUCUUCCUCCUCCCUGCCCCAGAGCGCCUCUUCCCCAAGCGGUGUGUCCUCCCCGCUGCGGAGAGCAGUGCGAGGGGAACAGAGGGGCUUGCCUGCGUCUAGUCCAUCUGUCACCAUGCCCCGUGGUGACAGGGACUCGGACCACGCUCCCGAGGGGGAUAGUGAUUCUUUGUCAGCUGAUGAAGGCAGUGACUUUGAAGACAGCUUGAGACGCAGUAUGAAGAAGAGAGCAGCAAAACGACCGCUCAAAACAACCCCAGUGGCAAAACAUCCAAAGAAGGGGUCCCAAAUGGUGCGUCGUGGCCAGAAAGAGUCAGAGCCACAAGCCAGUGAUCUCUUUGAUGCUGUGAAAGCUGCCAAAAGUGACAUGCAGUCUUUGGUAGAUGAGUGGCUGGAUAGCUACAAGCAAGACCAGGAUGCAGGAUUCCUGGAGCUCAUUAACUUUUUCAUCCGAUCUUGUGGAUGUAAAGGCACUGUGACCCCAGAGAUGUUCAAGAAGAUGUCCAACUCGGAGAUCAUCCGGCACUUAACAGAACAGUUUAAUGAGGACUCAGGAGACUAUCCCCUGACAGCUCCAGGUCCAUCCUGGAAGAAGUUCCAGGGCAGCUUCUGUGAAUUUGUGAGGACAUUGGUCUUUCGGUGCCAAUAUGGCCUCCUCUAUGAUGGCUUCCCUAUGGACAACCUCAUCGCCCUGCUCACUGGCCUCUCAGACUCCCAAGUCCGUGCCUUCCGUCAUACUAGCACCCUGGCUGCCAUGACGCUAAUGACCUCCCUGGUAAGAGUUGCCCGCCAACUGAGUGUGCACAAAGACUACAAUCACCGUCAGUAUGAGGCUGAACGAAACAAGGGGCCAGGACAGAGAGCACCUGAGCGGCUGGAGAGCCUGUUGGAGAAACGCACAGAGCUUCAAGAACAUCAAGAGGAGAUUGAGGGGAUGAUGAAUGCCCUCUUCAGGGGAGUCUUUGUACAUCGGUACAGGGAUGUCCUUCCUGAGAUCCGUGCUAUCUGCAUCGAGGAGAUUGGGUCUUGGAUGCAAAGCUACAGUACCUCUUUUCUCACUGACAGCUAUUUAAAAUAUAUUGGCUGGACCCUGCAUGAUAAGCAUCGAGAAGUCCGUCUGAAGUGCCUGAAGGUUCUAAAAGGACUGUACAGCAACCAGGAAUUGACUGCACGCCUGGAGCUCUUUACUAGCCGCUUCAAGGACCGGAUGGUUUCCAUGGUCAUGGACCGCGAGUAUGAUGUGGCAGUGGAGGCCGUCAGGUUACUAACACUUAUCCUUAAGAACAUGGAAGGGGUGCUUACAGAUGCAGACUGUGAAAGCGUCUACCCUGUUGUAUAUGCCUCUAACCGAGCCCUGGCCUCUGCUGCAGGGGAAUUUCUGUACUGGAAGCUCUUCUACCCUGAGUGUGAGACAAGAAUGAUGGGUGGGAGAGAGCAACGCCGAAGCCCUGGUGCCCAGAGGACUUUCUUCCACCUUCUGCUGUCCUUCUUUGUGGAGAGUGAGCUCCAUGACCAUGCAGCUUACUUAGUAGACAGCCUGUGGGACUGUGCAGGGUCUCAGCUGAAGAACUGGGAGAGUCUGACAAGCCUUCUGCUGGAGAAGGACCAGAACCUGGGCGAUGUGCAGGAGAGCACGCUGAUAGAAAUCCUCGUGUCCAGUGUCCAGCAAGCUUCAGAGGGUCACCCACCUGUGGGGCGGGUCACUGGGAGAAAGGGCUUAACCCCUAAAGAACGUAAGAUCCAAGCCAAUGACAAAGUGAAGCUGACUGAGCACCUCAUCCCCCUGCUACCCCAGCUCCUGGCCAAGUUCUCAGCUGAUGCAGAGAAGGUUGCUCCCCUGCUCCAGCUUCUCAACUACUUUGACCUCAACAUCUACUGCACCAGGCGCUUGGAGAAGCACCUGGAGCUGUUCUUGCAGCAACUCCAGGAGGUGGUGGUGAAGCACGCAGAGCCAGCGGUGCUUGACGCUGGCGCUCACGCCCUCUAUCUGCUCUGUAAUCCUGAGUUCACUUUCUUCAGCCGGGUGGACUUUGCCCGCAGCCAGCUGGUAGAUCUGCUGACUGACCGCUUCCAGCAGGAACUUGAAGAGCUGCUGCAGUCAUCCUUCCUGGAUGAAGAUGAGGUAUAUAGUCUGGCAGCCACUCUGAAGCGCCUCUCUGCCUUCUACAAUGCUCAUGACCUAACUCGCUGGGAGCUCUAUGAGCCAUGCUACCGACUCCUCCGGAAGGCUGUGGACACAGGAGAGGUUCCUCACCAGGUGAUCCUGCCAGCCUUGACACUUGUUUAUUUUUCCAUUCUCUGGACACUAACCCACAUUUCUGGAUCAGGUGCUUCCCAGAAGCAGCUGUUGAGUUUGAAGGGCAGGAUGGUUGCCUUCUGCGAACUCUGCCAGAGUUGCCUCUCAGAUGUGGAUCCUGAAAUCCAGGAGCAGGCUUUUGUCUUAUUAAGUGAUCUGCUUCUCAUCUUCAGCCCUCAGAUGAUGGUAGGGGGACGUGAUUUCCUUAGGCCCCUUGUCUUUUUUCCUGAAGCCACUCUCCAGUCUGAGCUAGCCAGUUUCCUCAUGGACCAUGUCUUCAUCCAGCCUGGAGAACUGGGCAGUGGUCAUUCCCAGGAGGAUCAUUUAAAGAUAGAGCAGCUGCACCAGCGGCGCCGCCUCCUGGCUGGGUUCUGCAAGCUGUUGAUUUAUGGGGUGCUGGAGAUGGAUGCGGCCUCAGAUGUUUUCAAACACUACAACAAGUUCUACAAUGAUUAUGGUGACAUUAUCAAGGAAACAUUAACUAGAGCAAGGCAGAUUGACCGAAGUCAUUGUUCCCGAAUCCUGCUGCUGAGCCUCAAGCAGUUAUAUACAGAACUGCUGCAGGAACAGGGACCCCAGGGCUUGAAUGAGCUUCCAGCCUUCAGUGAGAUGAGGGACCUGGCCCGGAGGUUUGCCUUGAGCUUUGGACCCCAGCAGCUACAGAACCGUGACCUUAUGGUCAUGCUACACAAGGAAGGCAUCAAGUUCUCCUUGUCCGAGCUCCCUCCAGCUGGCUCCUCCAGUCAGCCCCCAAAUCUAGCAUUCCUGGAGCUCCUUUCAGAGUUUUCCCCCCGACUCUUCCAUCUGGACAAGCAGCUACUACUCUCCUACCUGGAAAAGUGUCUGCAGCAAGUCUCCCAGGCACCUGGCCAUCCUUGGGGUCCAGUCACCACCUACUGCCGCUCCCUCAGCCCUGUAGAGAACACAGCAGAGGCCAGCCUUCAGGGCUAUCCCCGCUCCAAGAAGAGGCGCAUUGAAGGCCCUUCCAGGCGACUCAGAGGGGACAUCUCUUCAUCCCAGGAGGAAAGCCUACAGCUGAACAGCAUCCCACCCACACCCACCCUCACCUCCACAGCUGUGAAGAGUAGGCAGCCCCUGGGAGGGUUGGAAGAGAUGGAGGAAGGCGGCUCAGAAUUGGAGUUUACCCAGGGCCAGCCCCUUUCAGGCACCCAGAGGUCAAAGUUCUCAAGCCCACAACAUUUCCAGACUCCACUCAACCCUUCAGGUCCUGGUCUGGGCAACCAGCUGACUCGACUCAGCCUUAUGGAAGAGGACGAAGAAGAGUUAGAAAUUCAGAAUGAGUCAAGUGAAGAAUGGCAAUAUACAAACAAGCACUCUUCCUCCAGUGAGCACGGGCGGGACCUCUUAGAUUCUACAGAGCUGAACGUUGAGGAUUUCUGACAUGACUCUGUGCCCCUCCUCAUCUCCACACUCCACCCCAGUGACAUGACCGCUUGGAAAAGGCAAACAGGAGAACAGAGCGAAAGGAACCAUUACUUCCAGGCCUCACCCUGGUCUCUGAGGGGAAGGGGAGGUGGGCUUUGCCUUUCUGAUGUAACCUUUCUCUGAUGAUGUUGGGAUAGAGAAGCCUGAAGCCCCCUGUCCUGCUUAAUGCACCAUGGCUCUGUCCCUCUAUGUUUGAGCAUACUGCCUAUUACCUGCUGUGUUUGGAGGGGUGGGGUCUUCACCUCAGUAUUAGAGAGGGGCACUGCCUCCCUAUGUUGAAUGGAAAUAGCCCAGAAGUUUUCCUGUAUUUUUGGAACAUCUUUCCAAGCCUCUUUUGUGCCCUAGUGAUUAGCUCAAUAAAUAUGUUUGA